UGUUCACCCUUCUCUCUCUCACAGCCAUUACCAUAACCUCAAUCUCAUUCUCAACACCAUGUCUUCCUUCUCUGUUCGCUUUUUCACCCCUCCAUGCUACCUCAACUCUCGCCCCAAGACAUGGCUAUCUGCAACUCCAACUGUGGCUUCGGUUUCUUCAGAGGUGGAGGCAUCAAGGUUGGAGCCUAGAGUGGAAGAAAGAGAUGGAUACUGGGUUUUGAAGGAAGAGUACAGGGCAGGCAUCAAUCCUCAAGAAAAGGUGAAGCUUGAGAAAGACCCCAUGAAGCUUUUUAUGGAAUCUGGUAUUGAAGAUUUGUCAAAGAUGUCUCUUGAGGAAAUUGAAAGGUCUAAGCUCACUAAGGAUGAUAUUGAUGUUAGACUCAAAUGGCUUGGCCUUUUUCAUAGGAGAAAGCAUCAGUAUGGUAGAUUCAUGAUGAGACUGAAACUUCCAAAUGGGGUAACAACGAGUGCCCAAACACGAUACUUGGCGAGUGUGAUCAGAAAGUACGGGAAAGAUGGGUGUGCUGAUGUGACAACGAGACAGAAUUGGCAAAUUCGAGGUGUGGUGCUACCUGAUGUCCCUGAAAUUCUUAAGGGCCUCGCAGAAGUUGGGUUGACAAGUCUUCAGAGUGGCAUGGACAAUGUUAGAAACCCUGUGGGUAACCCUCUUGCAGGAAUUGAUCCAGAUGAGAUUGUUGAUACCCGACCUCUCACUAACUUGUUAUCUCAAUUCAUCACUGCCAAUUCACGUGGCAACCCAACUAUGUCAAAUUUGCCAAGGAAGUGGAAUGUAUGUGUGGUGGGGUCCCAUGAUCUCUUUGAGCAUCCCCACAUUAAUGAUCUGGCUUACAUACCUGCUAAUAAGGAUGGUCGUUUUGGAUUCAACUUAUUGGUUGGUGGUUUCUUUAGUCCCAAGCGUUGUGCAGAAGCAGUUCCACUUGAUGCAUGGGUUUCCGCAGAUGAUGUAAUCCCUGUUUGUAAAGCUGUCCUUGAGGCCUAUAGGGACCUUGGCACCAGAGGGAACAGACAGAAAACAAGAAUGAUGUGGUUGAUUGACGAACUGGGAAUAGAAGUAUUCAGGUCAGAGGUGGAAAAAAGAAUGCCAGGGAAGCAACUGGAGAGGGCAUCCCAGGAAGAUUUGGUUCAGAAACAAUGGGAAAGAAGAGACUACUUAGGUGUUCAUCCACAGAAACAGGAGGGUUUAAGCUAUGUUGGGAUUCACAUUCCAGUUGGUAGAGUCCAAGCAGAUGAGAUGGAUGAGCUAGCACGUUUGGCAGAUGAAUAUGGCACUGGUGAACUCAGGCUAACAGUAGAGCAAAACACAAUAAUUCCAAAUAUAGAAAACUCAAAACUUGAUGCCUUGCUCAAAGAGUCUCUAUUGAAAGAGAGAUUUUCACCUGAACCUUCCCUUCUAAUGAAAACACUGGUGGCAUGUACUGGUAACCAGUUUUGUGGGCAAGCCAUAAUAGAGACAAAGGCCAGGGCGCUGAAAGUAACUGAAGAAGUGGAGAGGCAAGUGGUAGUGACUAGGCCAGUGAGAAUGCAUUGGACUGGUUGUCCUAACACUUGUGGGCAGGUGCAGGUUGCUGAUAUUGGUUUCAUGGGGUGUAUGACUAGGGAUGAGAAUGGUAAGGUUACUGAAGGUGUGGAUAUUUUCCUGGGAGGGAGAAUUGGAAGUGAUUCACAUUUAGCAGAGGUUUAUAAGAAGGGUGUCCCUUGCAAGGACUUGGUGCCCAUUGUGGUAGACAUACUGGUAAAACAUUUUGGAGCUGUCCAAAGGAAUAGAGAAGAAAGGGAUGAUUAAAUUUUAUAGUUCAUUGGUUAUUUUUGUUUCUUAACUAAAUCUACUGUUACCUUCAGAUAAAAAUAUCAUUGUCCUCUCCAAAAUAAAUGAAUAAGGGUUGAUAUAAGGAUA
Gastrolobium bilobum is the source of this 1915-nucleotide messenger RNA. RefSeq names its product ferredoxin--nitrite reductase, chloroplastic. NCBI's taxonomy places the organism in Eukaryota, Viridiplantae, Streptophyta, Magnoliopsida, Fabales, Fabaceae. Gene Ontology annotation, molecular function: oxidoreductase activity; iron-sulfur cluster binding; heme binding. The record is from RefSeq and is a predicted model, not a curated record. The transcript is spliced from 4 exons. The coding region runs from base 59 to 1804 and encodes 581 amino acids.